Molecule: messenger RNA, 1305 nt
Organism: Cetraspora pellucida
Lineage: Eukaryota; Fungi; Glomeromycota; Glomeromycetes; Diversisporales; Gigasporaceae
Source: the annotation of a GenBank genome assembly
AUGGCUUUUUCAAACAUAAAACUUCUAUACCAUCCGGAACACUACCAUGGUGAUGAUGAUAAAGAAAAUUUUUUCGAGGGUUGGUAUUUUAAAACAGUAUCGAAUGAUGAUAAUAAAACAUUUAUCGUAAUAGUAGGGAUUUAUCAUGCUCCUACAAGGAACAAAGGUAAUGAAUCUCAUGCUUUUGUAAUGAUCCUUCUUUCUGGAUUUGAUUGUCUCUAUUAUCGAUACGAAAUCAACGAAUUUGAAACGAGUUCCAGCGCUGAUAUGGAGUUUUAUGUAAGAGUUGGUAAUAAUAAGUUUCAAAAAAGUGGCAUAACACUUGACCUUUCCUCUUCACGACUGAUAAAGCCUACUGAUAAAGAGUAUGAAGAAUACAUUGACUUUUUAGUUAAGGAUUGGAUUAAUAUAAUCAAUUUUAAAUCGUCAAAUUAUUCUAAUGCUGAAUCACAAGUAGUUGUUUCGUCUACAAUGAAACAAAAUCUUUUGAAAAAUAUCAUUCAUCCUCAAUUUGUUUCAUGUUCUAUACAUGGACACAUUUCUUUUGAUAAAAUGGUACCAUUUCCCGCCACAUAUGUUUAUCCAAGUGUUAUGGGUCCCUUUGCCUACAUUCCUUUCUUAGAAUGUAAUCACGGAGUUUUAAGUAUGAAUCAUAGAUCUAAUGGUAAUAUAGAGCUUAUUAAUGAAGAGAAUGAAGAUUGUUUCCAAAAAAUCAAUUUUGAAAAUGGAUAUGGAUAUAUAGAAAAAGAUUGGGGUACUAAUUUUCCUCAGUCUUAUAUUUGGGCACAGACUAAUAAUUUCAUGAAUGAUGAAGGGUCUUCAUUAUUAUUUUCUAUAGCGGAUUUCCCAAUAAUUUCACCAGAUAACCUACUCAAUAAGAUUUCUUUUCUUAAAAAAUCAUUUAGUAAUCCUGGACGAUUAAUCAUCUUUUAUCAUGGGAGUACGAAUAUUACAUAUAAUUUUAGUACUUAUACAUUAUCUUUUGUUCGCGAAUUCAAUAUAGAAAUGGACAAUUUUUCCAUGCAACAUAUAAAUAUACACAUUUCAAACAUACAAGGAUUUCAUCUUAAAAUCAAUAUAAAACGUAGGGCUGGUAGAGGAAUUCCUUUGCGUGCACCCGUAAAACAACUCGGAAAAAUGAUUUUAAGAGUUGAGGAAAGUUUGGAUGCAGUAAUUUCUGUAAAAUUAUGGCGAGAUAAUAAUGAUAUUGAGAGUGUUAGUUUUCAUGAUAAGUCUAUCAAUGCAGGAUUGGAGGUCGUUGGUGAUGUUAUGGGGCUUGCUAAAAGGUACCAGAAUUCAAAUUAG